CACAAAUAUCUAUUUCUAACACUUUUCUCUUUCCCACGCGUUCGUUCCUCUCAUUUGACACACCAAAAACAAAAUCAAUCAUGUCUUCUGAGAAACCUGCAUUUGCAUCCUCAUCGCAUGCACCAUCAGUCUCAAGUCCUGGGUGUCUCGAUAUCUUUCGAGCUAUCUUUAACAAUAGCAGCAACGAUAACACUGCCGACGAAAAGACGACGUCAGAGUUCCCUAGAGACUCCGCAAGCGACGAUGACGCCUCAACGCCAUUGAUACCGACGUAUGAGGGCCUUGAAGCACAGAUGAGGGAUCUUCUUGUCGAUCAGGAUAAUAACUCCGAACUUUUAGAACUUUGCAAGGGUAAUGAAUUUGCCAAAACCGUGUUCCAUGCUAUUGAAAAGGUUUCAAAGGAACUACGAGAGAUUAGCUUGAAGAUCCACGAGGAGCCAGAGUUAGCCUUUAAAGAGUAUAAAGCUCAUGCGCUUUUGACCGAUUAUUUGGAAAAGAAAGGAUUUAAGGUGGAACGAAAAGCUUUUGGUCUAGAUACUGCCUUUGUCGCUCGCGCUGGAAAGUCUGACAAGGUCACCAUCGGUUUUUGCUCUGAAUAUGAUGCAUUGCCUGGGAUUGGCCAUGGCUGCGGUCAUAAUUUAAUUGCAAUCGCUGGCGUGGCCGCUGCCAUCGGUGUCAAAGCCGCAAUUAAGAAAUUUGGCCUCCAUGCUCAGGUCAAGCUCUUUGGCACGCCUGCAGAGGAGACAACUGGAGGAAAGAUUGUAAUGUUGGAGAGGGGCGCAUUUAAAAAUGUUGAUGUUUGUAUGAUGCUUCAUGGAGCCAACGCAGAUUUAAGCUACCCAGCCUUUUUAGCUCUGGAUACAGCUGAAGUAGAGUUCUUCGGAAAGGCCUCUCACGCGUCAGCCACGCCAUGGGAAGGAGUGAAUGCACUGGAUGCUGCAAUCAUGACGUACACCAGUAUUGGACUGAUGCGCCAACAGCUGCAUCCCACGCAGCGUGUUCAUGGAAUCAUCAAAGAUGGUGGUAAGGCAGCCAACAUUAUCCCAGACUAUACGUUAUCUCAAUACACUGUGCGUGCGCUCAAGUACUCAGAAUUGAUGGUGUUGAAGAAGAGAGUUGAAGCUAUCUUCAACGCUGCAGCCAGGUCAACAGGAUGCACUGUUUCCAUCAAAUGGGGAGUCCCAUAUAAAGAUAUCUUGACAAACUCUGUUCUGACUCAAAAGUUUGAGCACUACAUGAAAGCGCAGGGCGCGAAAUAUCUACCAAAGGAGGAGCAAUUGAGGAAAGUGGGUGGAUCGACCGACAUGGGUAAUUUGACGUAUGCACUUCCAGGAAUACAUCCAGUGUUCAACAUUUUAAAUUUGGAAAGCAAGGAUGUGAACGUAGCACUACAUACCAGGGCGUUUGCAGAGGCCGCAAUGCAACCUAUAGCUCAUACUGCAACCCUUCGCGCCGCAAAAUGUUUGGCCAUGACAGGCGUUGAGUGUAUUUUAGAUCGCAAACUAUUGCAGAAAGUCAAGAAGGAAUUUGAGGAGAACAAGGAGAAGUAGAAAAAUGAAUAUAUAG
Messenger RNA from Lobosporangium transversale, 1566 nucleotides. RefSeq lists its product as hypothetical. The transcript has 6 exons. The coding region runs from base 81 to 1550 and encodes 489 amino acids. Gene Ontology annotation, molecular function: dipeptidase activity. The record is from RefSeq and is a predicted model, not a curated record. Lineage: Eukaryota; Fungi; Mortierellomycota; Mortierellomycetes; Mortierellales; Mortierellaceae.